This is a messenger RNA of Plasmodium gonderi, 837 nucleotides long. RefSeq names its product rhomboid protease ROM1. Gene Ontology annotation, cellular component: membrane. Lineage: Eukaryota; Apicomplexa; Aconoidasida; Haemosporida; Plasmodiidae. The record is from RefSeq and is a predicted model, not a curated record. Gene Ontology annotation, biological process: proteolysis. The transcript is spliced from 4 exons. The coding region runs from base 1 to 837 and encodes 278 amino acids. Gene Ontology annotation, molecular function: serine-type endopeptidase activity.
AUGAGCAACAUUCACACAUUAGCCGAUUAUAGGGAUGAUUACGGAGAAAAUCUCCCAUUCAAUAGAACACCAGAGUACUAUGAGUCCCAGAGCAGUUUCAUACGAAGAUCAAAACCCAUUGAUGUAGUAAACCUAAUAUUUCCACAUUUCACUUGGAAAAGCUUUAUCAUGGUUCUAUCUGUUAUACAAAUAAUUGUUUUUAUAAUAUCAGUUAGCAUAAAUCCAGCGGACUUUUUGACCCCCUCGGACUCUCUUCUAGUAGCACUAGGAGCAAACGUUGCUUCAAAGAUAAAACAAGGAGAAAUUCACAGAUUUAUAUUGCCAAUAUUUUUACAUGCAAGCAUAUUUCACGCAUUUUUUAAUGUGUUUUUUCAAUUAAGAAUGGGAUUUACACUUGAGAAAAAUUACGGCAUUAAGAAAAUUAUGAUUUUAUAUUUUGUAACAGGUAUAUAUGGGAAUAUACUAUCAUCAGCUGUUACUUAUUGUCCUAUAAAAGUUGGCGCAAGUACAUCAGGCAUGGGGCUGGUAGGUAUCGUAGCCUCUGAAUUAAUUUUACUCUGGCAUAUUAUUAGACAUAGGGAGAGAGUAAUUUUUAAUAUAAUAUUUUUUUCUUUAAUUUCUUUUUUCUACUAUUUUACUUUUAAUGGAUCGAAUAUUGAUCAUGUUGGCCAUUUGGGAGGAUUGCUAUCAGGUAUAUCCAUGGGAAUACUCUAUAACAACGAAAUGGAAAAUAAACCGUCGUGGUACAACCACUUGAAAAUAGCAUCCUAUACAUGUUUGGCAUUGUUAGCUAUUGUCCCUCCAAUUGUUUUGUUUACCGUUCCUCGCACUUGCUAA